Didymodactylos carnosus is the source of this 2613-nucleotide messenger RNA. NCBI's taxonomy places the organism in Eukaryota, Metazoa, Rotifera, Eurotatoria, Philodinida, Philodinidae. The record is from the annotation of a GenBank genome assembly.
AUGAAUUCUAUCCAAGUAUCAAACGAUCCAUCACAUAUGUCUUCUUUGCCAUCGGACGAAAUCAAAUCACAACGAGAAUUGGGUGUCAUUGAAAAAUUAUGUGCGACAUAUGGUUUUGUUUAUUGUUGUCAUCGAGAUGGACGAUACUUCUUCCAUUUCAGUGAAUAUAAAAAUGAUAUUCAACAAGCAAAAAUUGGAGAUGUAAUUGAGUUUGAAACAACAAUCGAUAAAAGAAAAAAGAAACCAGUUGCUGUUAAUAUUGUCAAAUUAGCCAAUACAGAAAUUGUUGGAGAAAAUCGGGUUGAAGGAGCGAUUGCUAUUGUCUCAAAAAUAUCAUCUAUAACACCUCAUUCAAAUGGACGCGCUUAUGAUAAUACAUUCUCUAUACCACCUGAUGGUCAUAUUACAUACGUGAAAAAAGGCGAAACAUUCUAUAUUCCGUACGGUUUAAAUGAUCUACAAGAUCCAAAUUUAGUACUGAAAGUUGGAGAUAAAGUUUCGUUCAACGUUGCACAAGAUCGUCGAACUAAUCAGUUUUUUGCACGAAACGUUAGUCUUGUUGAAAGUGUAGUACCAAAAAAAUAUCGUGGUGUGGUAUCAACAAUGAAAGAUUCGUUUGGUUUUAUUGAACGAGAAGAUGCAGUGAAAGAAACAUUCUUUCACAUAUCAGAAGUGAGUGAAAAUGGCAAUAUGAUACAUCCGGGUGCUGAAGUUGAAUUUGAAAUACAAGAUAGACACAACAAAGAAGUUGCCAGUAAUAUUGUUCUAUUACCGGAAGGGUCAGUUGUAUUUGAUGAUAUAGAUCAAUCAUUUCACAUUGGCCGCGUUACUGAACCACUUACAAAGCCGAAAAAAGCUAAUGAAUUAUUAACUGGACGAAUUCUAUACGACAAUAUCGAUACGUCUGUGAUAAAACUCGUCGAAUUAUCCUUUGGUGAACGUGACCGUGUUGGUCAGUAUACAUUACUGGAGAAUGAUAUUGUUCAAUUUCAUAUUGCCACAGACAAACGAGAUGGAGUGAAGCGUGCGACACAAAUACAGUUGCUUGAUCAAAGUUUUCUAAAAUCGAAAGAACGACGAGAAACUGGAAUUGUAACAAAACUUGUACAGAAAACUGGUGGAGUUAUAAAAUGUACAAAUCGUGAUGAAACAGUGACAUUUCGAUUUAGUGAAGUGAUGAAGGACAGUUUUCAAAUUGCUGAAGGCGAUUUACUGGAAUUUACCGUUGUGCCAUCGUUUUCCAAUGGUAGUAGUUCAGCCAUUCGAAUUAAAUUACACACGAAAGAACCAUUAAAAAAUGACACUACAUCGGAAUUAAAUUUUGUUGGUGUUGUCGAAAAAGAUGCUGGAGAUUUCAAACCAAUGGUGUCAUCGGGUAAGCCGCCACCGCACUUUUAUUCAAGUCUAAUUAAAAUACCGCUGUGUACUUUAGAAAGAAAUGGUCGUACUACACAAGAUGUAAUGACACCAGCAACGCCAAUUUCUACCUCAUUACCAUCGAUGCCACUCGUUAAUGGUGACGCCUCAUCGUCGAGACAACAAGAACCCGGUAUUAUUUCAUAUGAACAGAAUGGGAAACAAUGUACGAUGCAAUUCAUAACAUCUGGUAUUAGUAAUACAACCGCUUUAUAUUGUGGAGAUAAGGUCGAAUUUAGUGUCAGUAAUAAUGCGUCAUCGAAACAGUCACUUGCAUUCAAUAUUAGACUAAUCGAAAGAAAUCGUAUUCGUGGAUGGAUAGCAAUAUUUCGCGAAAACCGAGGAUUCAUUGAACAAAAUGUUAAACUACAAUCGGAAUAUUUUGGUUUUAUUUAUAGUUCUAUUGCUGGUGAUCCAACUCAACUGGAUUUAGGAGAUGAAGUCGAAUUUAGUCUAAGAAAGUCUACUGGGCGUUUAACCGCAGAAAAUAUUAUCAAAGUUGCACUAACAGUCAAUAGUUUUUAUUCGACACUUCCAACAACUUAUCAUGGUCGUGUUGUAUCACCUGUGCGAAUGCUUAAUAAUGAAGAAUGUGAAGUACUCGGUAAAAUUCAAAAAGUAACAGAUGGUACGUAUGAAUUUUCUUUAUUUGGAGAUUUACCACUGACUCAGUUGUAUGGCAUACCAGGUGAAUGUUACACAUACAGUAUAACUGGUGUUAAAAAUAAACGAGUCGUAUUGCUUCCAAAUGACCCGGUGACAUUUUUAAUUGGCGUUGGGCUUGAUUACAGUACAAGAGCGGUUAACAUUAUUCUCGAGAAUGAAUUACGAAAAGGAAAAGUUGAUACAGUUAAAGGACAGUAUGGAUUUAUUGAUUUUGCUAUUGAAGAAAACAAGAAAAUAUUUUUCCAUAACUCUGAAGUUGACGGUGGUUUUGAAUUACGUCCAGGCGAUGAUGUUGAAUUUAUUGCAUAUUACAAUCAAAAAAGUGGCAAACCAUGUGCUAGCAAAUUAAGACGGUUAAACAAUCUUCAGCGACCUGAACGAUUAAUGACAAGAUUAAAAACAAUGAAUAUCGAUGAAACUAAAGGAAAACGACUGAUUAUUGUUAGACAACCACGUAAUGCAGACGAAAAAUCAAAAGGUUUUACAACAGCUAGAGUUGAACGAAAACCAGGCAUGUUAUUGCAAGCUUAA